AAAUAGAAAGUUCCAUGGAUAUAUACAUUGAUUUAAAAAAUAUAUAUAUACAGUAUAUCAUCUGUAUCAUUAUAGUUACUGAAAAGUGCUUCAGGCUCAACUUUGCUUCACCAAAUAUUUUCCAACACUAUGUAUAAAAAUGUACCCCAAAUAAAAAAAGGAACCAAACAAGUUUAUGACAAAUGUACUUAGCAGUCACUGUUUAUUUAGCACUAACUGAAAUAUCUGUGCAGUUAAUAUGGGAAAAGUCAGGUGCCUGGAGAUGAGCCAUGGAAAUGGGCAAUCUGUUCAUAAUGCAGACCUUUAUAAAUACUGUCCGGAGCUGGCCAUGGUCCGUUAAACAUUUCAACUUGUCCAAGAAGAGUUGCCAUCAGCUCACGAUGCUCUAUCUUUGGAUAUGGAUGUUCCUGGGGCUUGCAGCUGCUGCUCCUCGGUAUGAUGAUGAUGAUAAGAUCAUCAAUGGCUAUGAGUGUGCCCUCCAUUCCCAACCUUGGCAGGUUUAUUUCACCUAUAAUGGACAACGUUGGUGUGGUGGCUCCCUGGUCACAGCACGGUGGAUCAUAUCUGCAGCUCAUUGCUAUAAGCAGCCCAAGUACCUGAUUGCUCACCUUGGGGAACACGAUACUACUAAACAAGAAGGAACAGAGCAGCAUAUCCAGGUGGAAAAGGCUUAUCAGUACUUCUACUAUAACCAGUAUUACAUAGAUCAUGAUUUCAUGAUGGUCAAACUAGCUGAGCCUGCCCAGUUCAAUCAAUAUGUCCAACCCAUCCCAAUAGCCACGUCCUGUCCAAAUGAUGGAAGUCAGUGCCUCGUGUCAGGCUGGGGAAACCUGAAGACCUCUGGAGUACAGUAUCCUGAAGUUUUACAGUGUCUUGACCUCCCUGUUUUGUCGGACUCCAGCUGUAAAGCUGCUUAUCCAAAUAAGAUCACUGACAAUAUGUUCUGUGCUGGUUACCUAGAAGGUGGAAAAGACUCAUGCCAGGGGGAUUCUGGUGGACCACUGGUUUGCAAUGGAAAGCUGUAUGGAGUGGUUUCCUGGGGUCAAGGAUGUGCGCAAAGUGGAUAUCCUGGUGUCUAUACCAAAGUCUGCAUCUAUUUUGACUGGAUUAAGAAUGUUAUUGAGAAAUACUGAAGUCAACCUUACACCAAAGCAAAUGUAUAUUAAAGCAUUGUCCAUUUUCUUAA
Messenger RNA from Rana temporaria (common frog), 1186 nucleotides. RefSeq names its product trypsin-3-like. Gene Ontology annotation, molecular function: serine-type endopeptidase activity. The transcript is spliced from 5 exons. Bases 270 to 1133 code for a protein of 287 amino acids. Gene Ontology annotation, biological process: proteolysis. The record is from RefSeq and is a predicted model, not a curated record. Lineage: Eukaryota; Metazoa; Chordata; Amphibia; Anura; Ranidae.